Messenger RNA from Paramecium tetraurelia, 903 nucleotides. RefSeq lists its product as uncharacterized. Lineage: Eukaryota; Ciliophora; Oligohymenophorea; Peniculida; Parameciidae. Gene Ontology annotation, cellular component: cytosol. The record is from RefSeq and is a predicted model, not a curated record. The transcript has 5 exons.
AUGACUGAAUUAGCAAAGAGUUCAUAUUGGACAGACUUGGAACAAAAAAUUACAAAUGAAUAAGUGUUAUAAACAAUGAGAAAAUUUGGGUAGUUUGAGCACAGAGUCAACGAUGUUAUUUAAUAAAUAAUUGACUCUCACGAAUUAACAUAUAAGUCUGAUAUAUUAAUGGACAAUGGGUCACUUUACACUGGAGAAAUGAGAAAUGAUCUCAGAUGUGGAAGAGGAACUUAGAUUUGGAAGGAUGGAUCUAUAUAUGAAGGAACUUGGUUAGAUGGCUAGGCAUUUGGUUUUGGGAGAUUGAUUCAUGCAGAUGGAGAUUUGUAUUAAGGAGAUUGGAACGGGGACAAAUCAAGCGGCUAUGGAGAAUACUUUCAUUUGGAUGGAGCAGUUUAUAAGGGGGAAUGGAAUGAGGAUAAGUAAGAUGGAAAGGGAAUUGAGAAAUGGCCAGACGGAGCAAUCUAUGAAGGACAAUAUAAAUAGGGGAAGAAAGAUGGGAAGGGGAAAUUUUCAUGGACAGACGGAUCUGUAUAUGAAGGAGAUUUUAGUCAGAAUGAUAUUCACGGAGAGGGCGUUUAUAAAUGGGCUGAUGGAAGAAUUUAUGAGGGACAAUGGAAACACAACAAAAUGGAUGGAUAUGGUAAUUUUGUUUGGUCAGACGGGAGAUAAUACACUGGGAAUUACAAAGAAGAUAAGAAACAGGGAUUUGGGAAGUUUUUAUGGCCUGAUGGAAGAUCAUAUGAGGGAUUAUGGGAAAAUGGGAAAUAACACGGAGAAGGAGUGUAUAUCACUGCAAAUGGAUAAAGAAAAAAAGGACAUUGGGUGGAAGGUAAAAGAACAAAAUGGCUAGAAAAUGAAUGAUGAUUUUUAUGCUAUUAUAAAGAUUGGUAUUCAUCUAACAUA